Aedes aegypti (yellow fever mosquito) is the source of this 1232-nucleotide messenger RNA. Its product is annotated as syntaxin-125. NCBI's taxonomy places the organism in Eukaryota, Metazoa, Arthropoda, Insecta, Diptera, Culicidae. The record is from RefSeq and is a predicted model, not a curated record. Bases 306 to 1232 code for a protein of 308 amino acids. Gene Ontology annotation, biological process: vesicle-mediated transport; intracellular protein transport; vesicle fusion. Gene Ontology annotation, cellular component: endomembrane system; membrane; SNARE complex. Gene Ontology annotation, molecular function: SNAP receptor activity; SNARE binding. The transcript has 4 exons.
UUCGCCUACGGGUAGUCUACAGAUUACUGAGAGAAAUUCCGCCUACAAGUAGGCUAUCAGAGUGAGUAAUCAAUGAAGAAAGCGAGUCUAGAGCCAGUGUUGAGCACUCGCAGUACCCCCACACAAUAUGAUCGCUACUUAUUAGCAUCAAUUAGGAAAUUGUGCAAAACAUGUUACAACGAUGAUUCUGCUUUGCGACUUCAGUUUGUAGUUUGAAGUUCGCUUGUGAAGAGUGAAUCUAAAUGAUUGAGGAUUCCGAAAGUACGUGCGUAAUGUGAUGUGGAAGUUUGGAACAUGAUCAAACCAUGGUUAAGGAUCGACUCCAAGAGCUGUUAGAGAAAAGCAAAGCCGUGGAAGAGUACAAAUUUGUUCAGGAGCAUGACUUCAGAACAAGGUACAACCAGGAUCUGGUUCUAGAGGAUCUUGAUCAAUUUUCGGAAAUUGCCAGCUGGAUUCGACAGUUGCAUCGGAACAUCACGGACAUUGAGGUGAACAUCUUUUGCGAAGGAUGGACCAAGGCGUAUCAGAAGCUGCGAGAGAAUGCUAACCUUUGCUAUCGAAUCUACGGAGCAGUGAAGCGAUUACCGGGAGAGCUGGAGGACAAGAAGAAGGCUGUCCCAAGUCAGGAAUGUCGAGGGGACGGAGACAUCGGAGAAGAUGAUGUGGUAAACCGCGUACGAAGUGUUCAGUUCGAAAGCAUCAAGACUGCCUACACGAAGGCGUACUGGAAGUACGAUGCUGUGGUCCGUCGCUACGAGGAUACCGUUAGGAGGAACAGUGUUGUUGUACCCAUCCCAAAUGAGUAUUCGACAGCUGACACUACGGACCCCCUUGUGACAACGAUCCAGCACAGGAGACUGUCCCACUGUGACAAAAUACUUCGCUCGAAGUCACUAGACGAAGCCUUCCAUACCCUGCAGGCCGUCGAGGAACGUCACCAGGACCUCCUGGCGUUGGAACGCUCGCUCAUGGAAAUGCGAGACCUGUUCGUUCUGUUUUCAACGCUGGUGAUGGAGCACGGCAGCAUACUGAAUCUGGCCGAGGGCAAUGUCCAAGCUGCCUCUCGGCAUGUGGCCAAUGGAGUAGCGCAACUCAAGACGGCACGUGAAUAUCAGUGGCAGGCCACCAAACGAAGGUGCCUUUGCUUCAGUGAGACUGGAUUUCUGGUGGUGAUCCUGGUGGUUUUGGUGGUGAUUGUGCUUUGUAUGGCGAUAAGAAAGUUAAUAUUCUGA